AAAGAAUUGAAAAAUAUAUUUUCCAUGUAUGCUGAUAAUGUUUCUAAGUACUCUGUUCCUGCUUCUAGCAACUCAAACGAGUCUUUAAACAGUAUUAUUUCUCAUCAGCUUCCUAAAAAUAAGAGCUAUAGUACAAGUAAUUCUGCAGAUUUCCGAGUAGCAUCUGCUAUUUUAUUAAAAAAUGAAGGAAACGCUUAUUUGGUAAAUGUAAAAAAUAGACUUGGACUUUCUGUUAGUAACAAUACUGAAGUUCAUUGUAAAAAAGUAGAUAAGCUUAGAUGUUAUAGGUCUGUAAAAUCAAAAACAAUAAAGGCAAAGAGACGUAGACUGGAAUUAGCUGUGAGUAGAGAAAACUUGAGAAAAGCAUUAGAGAGUAAAGAAGGAAUUACCUAUCAAGGAAAUAUUUCUUUUGAAAUAAAUAAUAGUAGCAAAAUUAACAGUAAAACUGCUGUCAUUCCUAUCGUUGAAUCUACACCCUUGUCAAUCAAUAAUUGUAAGAUAAUUUGUUUCGAUCUCGAAACUUCUAGUCGACGAAAAAGUGCAGAUAUAUUGCAGAUUGCAGCGAAAGUGAAUGAACACAUUUUUUCUGUUUACAUCGAACCUACUCAACCUAUAGAAAAAGAAGCUACUGAAGUAAAUGGAUUAGAAAAUAUAUAUGGAAAGCUAUACUUACGAGGAAACAAACUUACAACAAUGACUAUGCACGAUGCACUGCAAGCCUUUUAUAAAUUUUUAACAAAGUUUUCAACUGGUUGUUUACUAACUGCUCAUAAUGCGUCAUUUGAUGUAUCAUACCUGAUUCGAGAGAUUAAAAAAUAUUCAUUAAUCAAUGAAUUUCAAGGAAUCAUUUACGGAUUCUGCGAUACUCUAAAAUUGUUUAAAAAAAUUUCCUGAUUGGAAAGGUAAAGGAAUGUUAACCCUUUCUAAAUUAGCAGAAGAUUUGUUGAUAAAUGAUCUAUCGAGUGAAAGUUGUCAUGAAGCUUCAUAUGACGUUAUUAUUAUUUUAGAAAAAUUAAUAAAUUCACUUUUAACAAGUGAUGAUUUGUUUCAAUGUGCAACAUACUCUAAUACCGUACGGUCAAUUUCGCUGAGAUUGUACUUCUGUAAGUAUUCAAUUAAUGUUGCUCAAAUUUUCGUAUUAAUCCUUAUUGUAGGUUAUUUGCAGCGGUUUAAGUAUUAGGUUUUGUACGUCAAUUUCCAUAACCGCCAUAUUAAAUAUCGAGAAAAAAGUAAACUUUAAGUAGUCAUAUCUCGGAAACUAUACGGUAAAUCGAACCCAUAUUUAACACACAUACGUAUUAAUAUUUAAUUUAGUUUUGCUGCAAGUUUAAAGGAGAUCUGUGCUCUCAUAGUUUUUGACCAUACUACCUUAAGCUUUUGGUAUUCCACAAGUUGGCUACUUAGACUCAAGUCACAGUACAUAUCGCAAAUUUAACAAGAAUAGAUGUAUGAUCUUCUGGAAACAAGCAAAACUGUAAUUCUUCUAUAAUACUAAAAAAAAUUGCAACUUGACUGCAGGGUAUACUUAUUGCUGUCAUUAAUCCGAUGACAUUCACGUCUAACUUAAUUUACAAUAAACAUAUUAAAUUAUUUUGUAUUAACAAUUAUUAAACGACUCUACCUAUGCUUACAGUAUCCUUCAUAAGUUUGGAAACACCUCAUAAGAGUGCAAUAUAAAGGAAAAACAUUGUUGUACAAAUAAAGUCGAUAUAUUUUGCGUUAUGUUUGUUUAAUUACAGAAAACCAAACCUUUUUCUUAGUUUUCUUUAGUUCAAGAAGUACAAAACAAAAUAUAUCGAUUUUAUUUAUAUAUCAAUGUUUUUCCUUUAUAUUGCAUACUUUUACGAAGUGUUUCCAAACUUAUGGGGGAAGGGUACUCUAUCUAUUUUAAAACGUUCUUUUAAUGUUCCAAACAGGUCCACUUUUGAUCCGUUUAGUUCUUAAAAUGGACAUUUUUCAGAUAUCCAGAAAAGUCACUGGAUAUCUUUAAAAUGUCCUAAAAAUGUUUCAGGCUAUAAUUUGGAUGUUUAAAAUACGUAUGAAACGUCCAGUACGUAUAGUUUUAGUACGUUUUUAAAACGUUACUGUGCUGUCUGGGAUACAUCUUCGAUUAUCAGAGAUAUUCAAUACCAUGGAUUGUGAUAAUGGAUGGUUCGGCAAAAACCAUAUACUUCUUUUUGGAGAUUUAUUGCAACUUCCACCUGUACAUGAAGAUCCGCCUUUUAUUGAAUUAUCAACAUUACAAAUUCAGAAGUAUAUUGGUGCAAUGGGCUUUGUAAAUUUAUGGUCUUUAUUCAGUUAUGAUAAAUUACAAAUUAAUGUGCGACAACAAGAUAAUGACUCUUAUCGAUAUAUUAACGAGAAUUCGAGUUGGAACAGUAACAGAUUCGUAUGUAACUAUUUUAGAAACGAGAAAAAUGAAUUUCAGAGAAACUAAUUGUGAUGACCGAUUACAAGAUUUAUGUAAUUACUUACAAAAUUUACCAAUGGAUACAGUUUGUUUACUUCAAACUUGUGCAUUAUGUGAUGUUUUGAAUACAGCAAUGUUAGAUCGUAUUUCUUCGGAUAAGAUAGAACUCGUUGCUCAAGAUCUGGCAGAAUGUGCAUCAUAUUUAAAGAAAAAAGUUAUGAAGAUAUUAAAUAAAAACGAUAAAGAUACUUCUCGAACAGCUGGAUUAGCAAGAAUCAUAACUGUCGAAGUAGGAGCGCGUGUAAUGAUUAGAAGAAAUAUCGAUGUUAGUUUAGGUCUUGUGAAUGGUACCAUUAGUACAAUUACAUCAAUUAUACGUAGCGCAAUUGACAAUAAAGUGGAAAAAAUAAAGAUAAGACUGUCAUCAGGAAUAGAGCAUAUUAUAGAACGUGUAAGUGUCAAAUUUGAAGUAAUGGAUAGAGCAUUUAUUAUAAGAAACUAAUUUCCUAUAUGUCUAAGUUAUGGUAUGACUAUCCAUAAAAGUCAAGGCUUGAGUUUAAAGCAGCUAUAGUGGAAGCUGGAAAUUCUAUAUUCAAUAGUGGACAACUAUAUAUCGCUCUUUCACGAGUGACUACGUUGAGUGAAGUGCAGCUUAUAAAUUUUGAUCCCUCUUCUGUAAAAGCAAAUGAGUUAGCUAUAAUAGAAUAUAACAGAUUACGAACACAAUACAGGCCAGAUCUUGUACGUAUUAAUAUUUUUAAACAACGUGUUCAUAAGGUUCGUGAUACAAUUUGGGCAAUAUCAAAAACUGUCUUGGAAUGUCAAGUUAGUGAUAAGGAUAUUAAUGAUUAUACUUUAUGGCAUAUAAGAGGACUUCCAAAUGUGAUAAUAUAUCUUGCUAUGCUAAUGUUUGAAUUCAAUGUAUACUUCAUUCUUCUAUUCAUUCUUCUCAUACUCUCUCAGAAAAUUGUUGCUUCGUCUUGAGCAUACGAAUAUUAUAAGACAAUUUAUUGAUUCUUACGUAUCAAAUGAUAAAAUUAUUAAUAUAAUGGCAAUACGGCAAUUAGCAGGACAUCAAUAUCUUGAAAAGAAGAACGAGAUGUUAGUGAGUUUAUUAUACAUCUUAUUAAUAACAUAGAUAAUAUAAAGAGUGUAAUCGAGCACCAAUUAAACAUUACUUUACGAUGUAAAGCAUGCAAUUAUACAAACACAAAUAUUUAUACAAAUUAUAUAUUAUUGCUCCAAUUACCCGAAAA
Messenger RNA from Ooceraea biroi (clonal raider ant), 3666 nucleotides. RefSeq lists its product as uncharacterized. NCBI's taxonomy places the organism in Eukaryota, Metazoa, Arthropoda, Insecta, Hymenoptera, Formicidae. The record is from RefSeq and is a predicted model, not a curated record. Gene Ontology annotation, molecular function: nucleic acid binding; 3'-5' exonuclease activity.